AUGCGUUUAAUUUGGAUUUUGGCCGCGCUCGGAGGAGAGAUGUGCCUCGCGAAAAGAGGGCUGCAGACCCCCGUACGCGCACGUAUGUAUGUAUGUAUGUAUAUACGGAGAUAUAUAACGAAGGGUUCGUCCUUCGGAAAGUUUAGUGAAACGUUCGGGAUGAGCGGGGCACGGAGCUCGCGAAUUUCGGGAACGACGGAUUUCAGUAUAGCUCGUAUACUGUCGAUAGGAGAUCGCGCUGAGCGCGCGACGACGGAGGCGAGAACGUUCGAUUCGACCACGAAUCUUCGGGGGACCGAGCAGGAGACCCGUCAGGAUGCGCGACCGAAAGGACGGAGACUCCCUGCCGAAUAUGAUCGUCGCAAUCGAGAAAUAAACGAGGAGAACGCACGGAGAAGGCACGGAGAGGAGGAACGAGAAGAGGAACGAGAAGAGGAACGACAUGUCGGUAGCCGAGUUGCUCCGAACGGAGAAACGUGCCCGGACACUUCCGACAACGGUGUGCAGAGGCAAGGGGAUAACGAUCAUCGGAGGACCGAGCUAACGUGGCUGCAGUACACCCGCUACAGACCGCCGAAGCUACCCAGGAGGUCCUUCGUCGAGAAGCGGAGGAAACGGCGAGCGGGUGAUCACCCUCGCAUCCCGUUCUCUUCGUCCCAACUGCAGGUGUUGGAAGACAGGUACAGGAGAGGAGCCUAUCUGACUAGGAACGACGUCGUCGAAAUAUCCGCGACGUUGAGGCUGCCGCAGAGCAAGGUAAAAAUUUGGUUUCAAAAUCGUCGAGCGAGGCAACGACGUGAAUCACUGAAUUCCACCGUAACGACGCGAUAACGUAUACUUGAUAAUGGAUUUUGGAAUCUUGAUCCACAAGAAAUUUUACCGCAGGUCAACGCACGCAAGGGCUGAAUCAGUAUUAUUUUAAGGUGAUUUAUCUUUUGACAUAACAUCGAUUAUUUUUAUACCCCCGACUUGUAUAUGAAUAAAUUUAUUUAUGAUUUUAGCGCAUUAUGUUUACUUUGAGUUUAGUUACACGAAGGACAGCGUAUUCAAAAAUAUUCAGCGUUGAAACAACUGUCUUUGUUUGACGACGUCAGAAGUAAGAAAACGCAUACCAUGAAUUCUUGUGUUAUACGUAUAAAUAAAAAGAUAUACCCGCAAAAUAUUUGUGAUCGACUUAACAUGUUUGCAAAAUUAUUCGAACACUUUUCUUUUACUCGAAUACUAAUGAAUAGUCA
Dinoponera quadriceps is the source of this 1235-nucleotide messenger RNA. RefSeq names its product homeobox protein MSX-1. The record is from RefSeq and is a predicted model, not a curated record. The transcript is spliced from 2 exons. Gene Ontology annotation, cellular component: nucleus. Gene Ontology annotation, molecular function: DNA-binding transcription factor activity, RNA polymerase II-specific; RNA polymerase II transcription regulatory region sequence-specific DNA binding. NCBI's taxonomy places the organism in Eukaryota, Metazoa, Arthropoda, Insecta, Hymenoptera, Formicidae. Bases 1 to 831 code for a protein of 276 amino acids. Gene Ontology annotation, biological process: embryonic morphogenesis; regulation of transcription by RNA polymerase II.